GCUCAAGACACAUUUUUUUUUUAAUUUACUUUGUAGAAAUUACAGCCGUAUGUUGGUACGUUGGUAACUUCAGCAUUAUUUUGAGCGGAAUAUAAAUAUGUUGGAGUUUCUGUUGAGAUAACGUGAGCAACCUUUCAUUAAAACGAUGGCUAAAGUUCCAGCCCACUGCAGGACGUCUUAUUAACAUUUUUAAAGUCUUUAUUUGAUGGUUUAAAGCUGAGUGAAUGGAGGGACCGUCCUUUCGGCUGUCCCCCGGCUCCGGCGGAGCGUGGCUGCAGCAAGCGGCCAGCAGACAGCCGGGAGCGGAGACAGAUGCUGACUCUGCCCGCCAAAUAAAAACACAUUUCCGUGUGUGUCGGUUCAUCAUGGAAGCAGGAGUGAAGCUGGGUAUGCACUCCGUGCCUGUGGCUACAGCAUGUGUGUUGUACCACCGUUUCUUUGAGCGCAUGAGCAUGCCUGCAUAUGAGCCCUACCUGGUGGCCAUGAGCUGUAUGUACCUGGCUGGAAAAGUGGAAGAGCAGCACAUUAGGACCCGUGACAUCAUCAAUGUGAGCCACAGGUAUUUCAACAGUGGCAGUGCUCCUCUAGAAUGUGACAAGGAGUUCUGGGACCUAAGGGACAGCGUGGUGCAGUGUGAGCUCCUGAUCUUGCGACAGCUCAACUUCCAUGUCUCCUUCCAACACCCGCACAAGUAUUUACUCCACUACUUGUUGUCUGUGAGGUCACUGGUGAACCGCCACGCAUGGUCUCGAACCCCCGUUGCUGAGACUUGCUGGGCGUUGCUGAGAGACUGCUACCAUGGUGACAUGUGUAUCCGCCACACACCACAGCAUAUUGCUGUUGCAACACUGUACCUCGCUCUAAACAGCUAUGGAGUGGAGUUGCCUGUUGGAGAGAGAGAGUGGUGGCAGGUGCUGUGUGAGGACGUGACCAAAGACAACAUCGAUGCUGUGAUCUCAGACCUCCUCCAGCUCUACGACAUGGAGGCCAAAUGUAUCUGAAGGACACACCCAGCAGAGCUCCAUAUGAGAGACACAUGAUUAUUGUUUCUGCUGCAUCUGUAUGAUUGUGUCUUUUUGUGUGGGCAUGUGCGUAAGAGUGCCUAAGCUGCCCCAGUUAGUCUGUGAGCUGUGACAAAAACACACCUGCACUAUCGAAUUCCACCACCGUGGGGAGACAUGUCUCGUGUUCUGCUGUGUGAUGCCUGAACUCUGCAGAAUGAUCAGCACCAGGUUUCCCAGCAACAUCCCAGAAAAACAUUUCGACACUGAAUGAAAUUUGACCAUUUACACUGUAUGGAUGCGGGCAUCUUAAUUUUAACAUUUAUCAGUAGCUGGCAUAAAAAUGACAUCUCUGUAAAGACUUUCAGGAUGCAGUGAUGAAGGUUGUAAUGCUCAAAUGUGCUGGAUAAUGUUAUGCACUAUAAAAACACAUAAAAUAAAUAUGGAUUACAAUCUAGAGCACUUUGCCUUGAAAAUCUGCAUAUUAAUGUGAAAAUUUAAAUUUUCUUUUAAUUACCCAUUUAUUUCACAUGCAGAAAAUUGUUAAUGCUGGCACCAGCAGUGAUUAUAUAAAAUGUUUUCCUUUAGAAUGUUUGCUGCUGAAUGCAUAAAUUGCUGAAUGAC
Messenger RNA from Thalassophryne amazonica, 1625 nucleotides. RefSeq names its product cyclin Q (gene ccnq). Gene Ontology annotation, biological process: regulation of transcription by RNA polymerase II. Lineage: Eukaryota; Metazoa; Chordata; Actinopteri; Batrachoidiformes; Batrachoididae. The transcript is spliced from 5 exons. Bases 225 to 1001 code for a protein of 258 amino acids. Gene Ontology annotation, cellular component: nucleus. Gene Ontology annotation, molecular function: cyclin-dependent protein serine/threonine kinase regulator activity. The record is from RefSeq and is a predicted model, not a curated record.